UGUUAGCCACAGCGAAGUUUGCUUUAAUUACCUUUAUUUCACUGAAGAAUUAAAGAGUAAUUUCCAUAUUACGUAUAGAUAUGCUGUCGGAGGACACACUGGAGGAGUUUUUGGAAGCGGAGGGAGUAAUGUCACGAAAUGGCUUUUGCUGCCUUUGGCGUUUUGUUAGCUUGCAAGCUAACUAUAGUUUGGUUAACGUUAGCCACAGAACCCACUGACAGACAGCGCCUGUUUUAUGCUAGCAUUAACAGCAGUUCUGUUAAGCCUACAGGUGUCAGUUCUGACUACGUAAAGUCGGCGGUGGGCCAAAUAAUGCGGGGCAUCGGCGUCAGAGCGGUGUUGUCUGUGUAGUAUUGAUGCUAAAUGUCAGCGGUUGGCUAACGUUAGCGGUAGCUGACGUCGUUGGCGUUAAGACAGCCCGUCUGAUGUUACAUAACGACAGACAGCGGUGCUGUUUGCUGUCAGAUCUCAUUCAGCAACAACUGAGCAAACAUAUAUAAACACAAAGCCUAUCCUCUAAGCAGCAGCUGACCUCGGAUAACCCGAAAGCUUCAUAUUUUUGCUAACUUCUGGUGUUUACCACCCACACCGCUGACCGGUCCGGCUUACACGAAUUUUUGCUUUCAUAACUUUUCUUUCAUUUAUACCGGAGUCGAGUGGCCGUGACAGCUUAAAAAAAAGGGCAAAGAUUUUUCUAUGUGACGUUGGUACAUGAUGAAGCUGAGAGUGCGUAAAGCUCCUCAGCAGCCGAGCGUAGGCCAUCAAACCCACCCGUCCCAGGCCAAAAGGAAACACUGUGAAGUGGAGCCAUCGCCGGUGAGAGGUCGAGGCAAAAUGCAGAAGAAUGAGACAGGCCUGUUCUCCACUAUCAAGAAAUUCAUUCGCGGAAAUGCAGUCAAGGUGGAUCAGGAUAUUCCUGCCAAGCGAAGUCGUAUUGAUUGUAAUCCCGACGGUGAUCUCAUUACUUCAACACCACAGACUAGAGGUCUCUCUAACAAAUCCGUAUCCAGAGUUUGCCGGAAAAGUCCAAAUAAAGACAACAUGACCUGCCAUAGUAAACCAAUUAAACCAAACGGUAAACUGGAGGCCCCCGUCGACUCAACGAGCAGCCCACCACGCACCACCCUCCUUGGAACCAUCUUCUCCCCAGUCUUCAACUUUUUCUCACCAGCAACUAAAACUGCCACUCCUGGCUCUGAUUCUCCCGGCCAAGCCAUGGAGGCAGAGGAAAUCAUGAAACAGCUGGACAUCGAGCAGGCUGAAGAGAUGCCGAGCAGCACUCUCACAUCCACCGAGGGCAUCACUCCGUGUCACACUGCUCCGAUUUUACCACAGAGGCUCCACAUUACCUCCGAUACAACCAUAGAAGAAGGAGAGAUCGUCACUGAAACUGACAUGCCCCCGUUAACAGCUCCUGGGUGUAUGCCAGAUGGCAGCUACCCACACUCAUUACCUGCAGUUCCAGCAGAACCCUCAUAUGAUGAGGACUGGGAAGUUUUCGACCCGUACUUCUUCAUCAAGCACGUGCCUCCGCUGACAGAAGAGCAGUUAACACGCAAACCGGCGCUGCCUUUAAAAACACGCAGCACACCAGAGUUUUCUCUUGUCCUUGAUCUGGAUGAAACUCUGGUUCAUUGUAGUUUGAAUGAGCUCGAAGAUGCAGCUCUGACAUUCCCCGUGCUUUUUCAAGAUGUAAUAUACCAGGUGUAUGUUCGGUUGAGGCCCUUUUUCAGAGAGUUUCUCGAGCGCAUGUCUCAGUUGUACGAGAUUAUUCUCUUCACUGCUUCAAAGAAGGUCUAUGCUGACAAGUUGCUCAACAUCCUGGAUCCGAAAAAACAGUUAGUAAGACAUAGACUAUUUCGUGAGCACUGUGUGUGCGUUCAAGGAAAUUACAUUAAAGACCUAAACAUUCUCGGGCGGGAUCUUUCCAAAACUGUAAUAAUCGACAACUCACCCCAAGCCUUUGCUUAUCAGCUUUCCAAUGGAAUCCCCAUUGAGAGCUGGUUUGUGGAUAGAAAUGACAACGAGCUUCUAAAGCUUAUUCCUUUCCUCGAGAAACUUGUGGAGCUGAAUGAAGACGUCAGACCGCACAUCCGAGAGCGGUUUCGUUUGCACGACCUCCUCCCUCCAGACUGAGGUGCUAAUGUUCAUUUACAAGAUCGCAGUGGAAGAAGGAAAAAAAACAAACGGACUCAUAGAAGGAUGUAUUCAGUGGAGUUAUCUUUGCAUACACAACAUUGCCAUUAUUAUAAUUUUUUUAAGUCAUGCAAAAAAAAAAAGAAAAAAGAAAAAAAAUGAAAAUUAUGUUCGAGUCCACAAAAAAAAGUCCUGGAUGUUUUUACACACACACACACACACACACACACACACACACACACACACACACACACACACACACACACACACACACACACAGUGUGAAGGCAGACUCAGAGCAGACUCACUUGUUUUCAGUGCGACCUCGCAGACGGCCUCCUGGAAGGUAUUUUGUCAUUUGACAAAACUGAAUGUCACACAGUGUUGGAUUAUAAGGACCUUGUUGGUUUCCUCCUGACCUCCAGUGGCCAGUCAAACCUGUAAAAUAUUCACUCUAUUUGCCUGUAAAUAUAUGUACAUAAUUGUUUUGUUUGUUUGUUUUUCUCUGAGGUUUUUAAGUCAUUUUAGUUUCACUUCAGAUUUUAGUAUGUACUCUGACUCGGUUGCUUUUUUUCUUUUUUUAACUGAUAAAAUGUUGUUUUGUUUGAACUUGUUGAUAAGCAGCUGCUUUUCUGUUGUAUGCCUGCAUAAUUCCUGUGAUGCUUUACUCCAUUACAUGCAGUCGUCUCUUAUAAGGUGCAGUUUAAAAAAAGAAGAAAAGAAAUGAGUAUCUUUGGGAGGAAAAUGUUUCUGAAAUAAUAUUUUAAAGCUAUGAAAUGUAAGAUAGACUAGGGUCUCAAAUGAAUACAAACCCAUAAUGGCAGAAUCUCAAUUUUGGAGAUUCUUAUUUUAAGAGUCCGCUUCUGGUUGCGACAUUUUGAUCGUCCUCUUUGACAGGAGG
Messenger RNA from Pelmatolapia mariae (spotted tilapia), 3037 nucleotides. It is a transcript of the gene ctdspl2a, whose product is annotated as CTD (carboxy-terminal domain, RNA polymerase II, polypeptide A) small phosphatase like 2a. The record is from RefSeq and is a predicted model, not a curated record. The transcript has 13 exons. NCBI's taxonomy places the organism in Eukaryota, Metazoa, Chordata, Actinopteri, Cichliformes, Cichlidae. Bases 712 to 2136 code for a protein of 474 amino acids. Gene Ontology annotation, molecular function: phosphoprotein phosphatase activity.